Mycosarcoma maydis (corn smut) is the source of this 1842-nucleotide messenger RNA. RefSeq lists its product as uncharacterized. The transcript has 3 exons. Bases 1 to 1842 code for a protein of 613 amino acids. The record is from RefSeq and is a predicted model, not a curated record. NCBI's taxonomy places the organism in Eukaryota, Fungi, Basidiomycota, Ustilaginomycetes, Ustilaginales.
AUGACCCAGAGACUCUCGCUGCUUCAGUGCAGCAUUCUUUUGAUGCUCGCCACGAUCUCUUACGUUUGGGCUUCUCCCAUUGCUUCUCAACCCUUUGCCGACCUCGCCACCAAACGUGAACAGGGCAGUGGCAGCAAUGACGACCUCAUUGUCGACCUCGGCUACUCCAAGUACAUGGGGACCUUCAACCAGACCACCCACAUCAGAUCGUGGAAAGGCAUUCGCUUCGCCGCUCCUCCCACCGGUAAACUUCGAUGGCAAGCUCCUCAGCCUCCGACGCUCAACCGCACGACCGUCGUUGACGCUGUCCAGUACGGCUCACAAUGCCCCCAGAUCCCCUUUGGCAAUCCCAACUUCGUCACCAGCGUCCAGUAUCAAAGCGACGAUGAGGACUGCCUAUUUCUCAACGUCUUCGCACCCCAGAAUGCUUCCAACUUGCCCGUCAUGUUCUGGAUCCAUGGUGGUGGAUAUGGUUCAGGUAACGGACAAUACGACUUCACCCAGCUCAUCAACGCUAACGGCAAUAACUUUGUUGGUGUUGCCAUUCAGUACCGUCUGGGCGCCUUUGGCUUCCUUGCUUCCGAUGAGCUCAGCCGUCACGGUGUGGUCAAUGCUGGUAUUCGUGACCAGCACUUUGCCAUGCAGUGGGUACAAGCCUACAUUAGCCAGUUUGGUGGUGAUCCGCGCAACGUUACCAUUGCCGGUGAAUCCGCUGGAGGCGGAUCUGUCAUGAUUCACUCCCUUGCUCAGGGCGGCUCGCUCGGCACCUCUCUCUUCAAGAACGUCAUCGCUGCUAGCCCCUACCUACCUUUUCAGUAUGGUUAUAAAGACUUUGAGCCUUCCCAGUCCUACUAUGCCUUUUCCGCCGCAGCUGGUUGCUUCGAUGCCGUUGCGUACGGCCACACGAGCCAAAGCAUCAUCCAGUGUCUGGUCCACAAGGAUGCUAAGACGCUCCAGCAGGCCAACGUCAAGACCGCCGCAAGCAGCUUGUAUGGUACCUGGCCAUUCCUUCCUGUCACCGAUGGCGCCUACAUCCUCGACGUGCCCUCGCGGCAACUCGCCCAGAGAAAGGUCAAUGGGAUGCGCCUCUUCGUUGGCAACAACGGAGCGGAAGGUGCACUCUUUGUUCAACGAAGCAUGGACACAGAGGUAAAGCUUAGAGGUUGGCUCAGCACUUUGCUCCCGCUCUUGACUGGGGAGGACAUCGACAAAGUCUUGUUACACUAUCCUGUCAAUCUCAACGUCACCGGCAGCUAUGCUACCAAUGGCGUCGGGAUGCCCGAUGCCAACAGCAUUUCGUCUGUGGCACAUGGUCAGCAGGCACGAGCAGAUAACAUCUAUGGAGAACUUACCUUCGUCUGUCCAAGCUACUGGUUUUCGCAAGCAUACUCUGGAUCCGGCCGUCUAUCGUUCCGCUACCAGUACAGCGUGCCACCCGCACUCCACGGCAACGAUGUCGUCCAGUACUUCGGACCCGGUACCAACCUCACCUCACCGGACUUUGUCAAGGCAUUCAUGAAAAUGGUUGGCAACUUUGUAACCAAGGGCAAUCCUUCCAUUUCCUCUAGCUUCGUCUACGGUACCAACAUCGAUAGCGACAAGUCCCCACCCAACGCCGCUGAGAACUGGCCCGUGUACUCGGCGGAAAAUCCGUAUCAGAUCAACCUCAACCAGACCGGUGGCACACCCAGCACUGUACCUGGCCUCGGUGUUGACGUCUCCAUCUUGACCGGACCCAGCCUGCGCAAUGAUUUUUCCAAGGUCAACGCCUACACUUGGGAAGGCGGACGAGGCACAAGGUGCGACUUUUGGAGAUCCAUCGCCGACAUCUUGCCAUCUUGA